Erythranthe guttata (spotted monkey flower) is the source of this 585-nucleotide messenger RNA. RefSeq names its product dirigent protein 22. Lineage: Eukaryota; Viridiplantae; Streptophyta; Magnoliopsida; Lamiales; Phrymaceae. The record is from RefSeq and is a predicted model, not a curated record.
AUGGAAAAACUCUGCAGAGUUCUGAUUCUUUGCUUACUGCUCAUCUCAGCCGCACACGCCACUUCGAGAAGAAGAGAAGCGAAAGAAGACGAAGCAGACAAAUGGUUCAAAAGCUUCUCCCAGCAAAAGCAAAAAUUCGCGAAACUCCGUUUCUACAUCCAGGACAAGCUCGGCGGGCCCAACGCCACCAUCUGGGAGGUCGCUCGGGCGGAGAUCACCGCCACUUCGCCGACGAUGUUCGGUCAGGUUAGGGUUUUGGACGACCUGAUCACGGCGGAGCCCGACCGGAACUCUGCGAAGGUGGGCCGGGCUCAGGGGCACAUCGCCUCGUCGGACUUGACGACGUCCGCCCUGACGAUGAACCUCAACUUUGUGUUCACCGCCGGAAAGUACAAUGGAAGUACCCUCUGCAUAUUAGGGCAGAACCCGAUCGGGAGUAGCGAUAGGGAGCUGCCGGUGGUGGGUGGGACCGGGGUUUUCAGGAUGGCGCGUGGGUUUUCGAUCUCGAACACUUACUCGUACGAUGCUGUCGAGGAUUAUGGUGUUUUGGAGUAUACUGUUUAUGUGUCUUAUGUUGACGUGUGA